AGGUAUUUUGCUUAUUUCUGCCACUGAUGGCAUGAUGGACCAAACUAAAGAACAUUUGCGCUUAGCCAGUCGAAUUAGUAUUAAGCAUUUUAUCAAUAAAGUAGAUGCAAUAAAAGAUCCUUCUCUCAUAGAAUUGGUAGAAAUAGAAAUUUAUGACUAUUUGACUAAAUUUGGAUUUGAUGAGCAAAAAACUCCUAUUAUUAAGAGAUUAGCUAAAUGUGUUUUGGAAGGUACAAAGCCAGAGAUUAGGAAAAAAAAGAUAAAGGAAUUAUUAUAA
Racocetra fulgida is the source of this 277-nucleotide messenger RNA. Lineage: Eukaryota; Fungi; Glomeromycota; Glomeromycetes; Diversisporales; Gigasporaceae. The record is from the annotation of a GenBank genome assembly.